Melampsora larici-populina 98AG31 is the source of this 3279-nucleotide messenger RNA. RefSeq names its product family 2 glycosyltransferase. Gene Ontology annotation, molecular function: chitin synthase activity. The transcript has 8 exons. The annotation marks the transcript as partial. Gene Ontology annotation, cellular component: cell septum; cell periphery. The record is from RefSeq and is a predicted model, not a curated record. NCBI's taxonomy places the organism in Eukaryota, Fungi, Basidiomycota, Pucciniomycetes, Pucciniales, Melampsoraceae.
GGUCAAUACGGUGCCAAUCCAGAGAUGCGUCGAAAGAAAUCUCUAGUCCGACCUGAUCGAGCACCAGUUGAUCCAUCUCAUCGACUUUACAAUUAUCGAAACCAUGCUGCUGCCAUGCAAGCUGAUGAACGUGGUCGAGUAGGAUUGAGUAAGACUGCACGUCAUCCGAACGGUCAGUCUGGAUUCGGUAAUGGAGCUGAAGGUCUCAAACGUGGUAAAAGUUUGUUGGCUCGUCGACCUGGUGAAGCAGAAGAAUCAGGUCUGUCGAUUCUCAAACGCGGUGAGACAUUACGGAGGAGAGUCAAUAAGAGAAAGAUGUCAGAUACCGAUACAAACAUACCAGUCAAAAAGCCAGUUGAACCUUGGCCAAUCUAUUGCAGAGUAGUCACUUGUUGCUUUCCAUUAUUCGUAUUAUCAUGCUUUGGUAUCAAAACUCCAGAAAGAGCUGCAGCCUGGAGAGAGAAAAUGGGAAUUCUCUUCCUCAUCUUUACUUUAAUGGCUGGUGUUGCCUUUCUUACCUUUGGUUUUACACAAGUUGUUUGUGGGAAGCCGCCACUGAGAUAUCAUUCAGGAAAUUUAGAAGGAGGUAUGAUGAUCUUUCAUGGUGAAACAUAUGAUCUGAAUAGUUUUCAACAUGUUGGAGCUCCUGGAAUAGCAGCUGGUGAUAAUCCUUUAUAUAGCACAUUCAAUGCGGGUGGUCAAGAUGGAAGCUUUCUAUUUCAAAGAGUUAACCUGAAUUGUAAAGGUAUCAUUACGGCGGCUUCUGGUACUGGGAUUCCUGUGGACAAAGAUGGAAACUUGGGGUGGUAUUUUCCUUGUAAUCUUUAUAAUCAGUUUGGUACAAGUCCUGUGAACAAGACGGGAUACGCUCAAGGUCAAUUAUGUCAUACCCAAAACGAUGCUCGAAGUGCUUUCAUCAAACUGCAUCCAUUAGGACAAGUUUAUUACACAUGGAACGAUUUACGCAACUCGAGUCGAAAUUUAGCUGUCUAUGAUUCAGCUGUUUUAGAUUUAAGUUUAUUGAAUUGGUUGGAUAAAUCUCAAGUGACUUAUCCAUCUGUAUUUGAUGAUUUAAGAGUGGUGAACAAUAGCUUUAGUGGUCAAGAUAUCACCAUGCAACUCGUUCGGACAGGUGGUAAAGCCUUAGGAUCUUGUUUGACGGAUACCAUUCAAGUUGGUUAUAUCGAUACCAAUACAUUAGGAUGUGUUGCUUCUACUGUGGUUCUUUAUGCUUCAUUGGUGGUCAUUAUCGGUGUAGUCUUGAUCAAAUGGGCCAUGGCAGUUUCCUUUGCUUGGUUUUUCGGAUGGAGACUUGGAUCUUUUGGUAAGGAAACUGCCGAACAACGAGCUGAACGAGCUGCUGCGAUUGAAAGUUGGACCGAUGAUAUCUAUCGUCCUGCGCCUGCUCGAUACCGGCCGAAUGCGAAGAACGGAAAACGUAGUAUCUUACCCAAUACCAGUCGAUUUACUAUGGCCGGAAAACCUAGCGGUGGAGGUGGAGGUGGUCUCAAUGGCGGUGGUGGUGCUAGGCCGAUGAGUACUUAUGUUGGCGAGAUGAAUAGGAAGAGUAUGGCUUUUACUAAAGGCAUGCUCGCUGUGCCAGGCAUGAAGAAUUCACCACCAACCUCACCAGGCGCGAAUGGAGCGAUCAAACCGUCACAUAGUGCUAAAGGAGGCUCAACUCAACCUCCUGGAUGUCCUUUCCCACUUUACAAUGUGAUACCUCAACCACCACCGGAUUACGAACCUUUCAAUUUCCCGUUGGUUCACACUAUUUGCCUGGUGACAGCUUACUCGGAAUCUAUUGAAGGUCUUCGUACAACACUUGAUUCACUUGCAACAACAGAUUAUCCCAAUUCACAUAAAUUUAUCCUUGUCAUCGCAGAUGGGAAAGUCAAAGGUUCAGGUAACGAUAUGAGCACGCCUGAAAUUUGCUUAACCAUGAUGAAAGAACUUUUGAUACCAGCUGAAGAUGUAGAAGGAUUAAGUUAUGUUGCCAUUGCUGAUGGUCACAAACGUCAUAAUAUGGCUAAAGUUUAUGCAGGAUUUUAUUCGUAUGAUAAUAAUACAGUAGAAGUCAAUAAACAACAAAGGGUACCGAUGAUCUUGAUUGCUAAAGUAGGUAAUCCAGAUGAACAACAUGAAUCUAAACCGGGUAAUCGAGGUAAAAGAGAUUCACAAGUCUUGUUGAUGAGCUUUUUACAAAAAGUGAUGUUUGAUGAACGAAUGAAUGAAUUUGAUUAUGAGUUCUUUAAUUCGAUAUGGAGAAUCACCGGUGUUAGUCCUGAUCAUUAUGAGAUUUGUUUGAUGGUGGAUGCAGAUACUAAAGUCUUUCCGGAUUCGGUUUCUCGUAUGGCAGCUUGUAUGGUUAGAGAUUCUGAGAUCAUGGGCUUAUGUGGAGAAACCAAGAUUGCAAACAAGGGUGAUAGUUGGGUGACCAUGAUACAAGUGUUUGAAUAUUACAUUUCUCAUCAUCUUCAAAAAUCUUUUGAGUCAAUGUUUGGUGGUGUGACUUGUUUACCUGGAUGUUUCUCAAUGUAUCGAAUCAAAGCACCAAAAGGAGGUGAUGGAUACUGGGUCCCGAUCUUAGCCAAUCCUGACAUUGUCGAACAUUAUUCAGAGAACGUAGUCGAAAGUUUACAUGCGAAGAAUUUAUUAUUACUCGGAGAAGAUCGAUUCCUGACCACCUUGAUGUUGAAGACUUUCCCGAAACGAAAGAUGAUGUUUUGUCCUCAAGCAGUAUGUAAGACGAUCGUACCUGAUACCUUUCGAAUUUUGAUUUCUCAACGUCGUAGAUGGAUCAAUUCAACUAUUCAUAAUCUGUUUGAAUUGCUAUUUGUCAGAGAUCUUUGUGGUACAUUUUGUUUUUCGAUGCAGUUUGUGAUUGGGAUGGAAUUGGUUGGAACCUUGGUUUUACCGGCUGCUAUUGCGUUCACUGGCUAUAUUCUUAUCCUUACCAUCAUUCCUGGUACUGAAAAACCUAUCGUCUCAUUGAUCUUGCUAGCCUUCAUCCUCGGUUUACCUGGUCUACUGAUCGUCAUCACGUCUAGAAGGAUAGCCUAUGUGGGAUGGAUGAUCAUCUAUCUUUUCUCACUACCUAUCUGGAACGCUGUCUUACCUACUUAUGCUUACUUUCAUAUGGACGAUUUCACAUGGGGUGAGACAAGGAAGAUUGAAGGUGCAAAGGAAAAGGCUCAUGGUGAUAAAGAAGGAGAAUUCGAUUCAUCUCAUAUCACAAUGAAACGUUGGGCUGAAUUCGAGCGUGAGCGAAGAUGGAAA